AUCUCUGCCUGAUUUUAUCAAUCACAGACUCAAAGGUGCAUUCAUCGAUUCUAAUUAUCUCUAUAUAUUUCUGCAAAGCUGUUUCAAUUGUCUACGCAGAUCAGAUUCAGGUCCUUAUCACCAAGAUCCAGCAACCACAAGGAGUUCCUUUCCCGCUUGAAUUCACGGACCCUGAAAAGAAAAAAAGUUAGAAUUUUGUGAACCCAUUAAGCCCUUUCUUUUCAUCAAUGAAUUGCAAUUGCUUCGCCCCUUUUAAUUUUCUUAAUUCAAUUGCCCUUUUUCCCUCUUAAAGUUUCCGUCUUUACCAUUUUGUGUUUGUAUUUGCCUGCAAGUUCGUUCCGGUUAGAUAUCAAGCAUCAACGGCUGAACAACAUCUGGAAACAUGUCUCAGUACCACGGGGAUGAAAUGGAGGACGCUGCAGAUGAUAAUGAAAUGGCAGAAGUAGAAGAUGACAUGUAUUUGCGUGGCAGAGCAUUUGGUGAAUCAGAUUCAGAUGAUGAUGAUGACGAUGAAUAUGACCCUUUGGAAAACCGAAUAACAGAUACCAGUGCUGCUGAAGCUAGGAGAGGAAAGGAUAUACAAGGUAUACCUUGGGAUAGGCUGAGCAUUAGUCGCGAGAAAUAUAGACAAACUAGACUGGAGCAGUAUAAGAAUUAUGAAAACAUACCACAAUCAGGGGAACUGUCAGAGAAGAAAUGCAAACCAACUGAUAAAGGGGGGAAGUAUUAUGAUUUCUGGCAAAACACUAGAUCUGUAAAGUCGACGAUACUUCAUUUUCAAUUAAGGAACUUGGUUUGGUCGACAUCAAAACAUGAUGUAUAUCUUGUUUCACAUUACUCAAUUGUUCACUGGUCUUCAUUAAAUUCCAAGAGAUCUGAAAUCCUGAAUGUAUCAGGGCAUGUAGCUCCAUGUGAGAAACAUCCUGGAAGCCUCUUGGAAGGUUUCACUCAGACACAAAUUAGUACACUGGCUGUACGGGAUAACUUGUUAAUUGCUGGGGGCUUUCAAGGAGAACUUAUUUGCAAGUACCUAGAUCGACCUGGAGUUAGCUUUUGUUCCAGAACUACUUAUGAGGACAAUGCGAUCACAAAUGCUGUUGAGAUUUAUGAGCAUCCCAGUGGAGCUGUUCAUUUCAUGGCUUCAAACAACGAUUGCGGAGUCAGAGACUUUGAUAUGGAGAGAUUUCAGCUCUCUAAGCAUUUCUCCUUUCCUUGGCCUGUAAAUCAUACUUCAUUGAGCCCUGAUGGGAAACUACUUGUAAUUGUUGGAGACAACCCAGAAGGGAUAAUGGUCGAUUCUCAAACAGGAAAGACUAUUACAACUUUAUGCGGACACUUGGAUUACUCAUUUGCAUCUGCAUGGCAUCCUGAUGGCCGCAUUUUAGCUACCGGGAAUCAAGAUAAAACAUGUCGCGUUUGGGAUGUUCGAAACUUGUCGAAGUCUGUAGCUGUUCUUAAAGGAAACCUCGGAGCUAUACGUUCAAUACGUUUCACAUCUGAUGGGCAGUUCAUGGCAAUGGCUGAGCCUGCCGACUUUGUGCAUGUCUACGAUGCAAAACAUGGGUUUGAGAAGGAGCAGGAGAUUGAUUUUUUUGGGGAGAUCUCUGGUGUAUCUUUUAGCCCUGACACAGAAUCGCUUUUUAUUGGUGUAUGGGAUCGCACCUAUGGAAGCCUUCUUCAGUUCAAUCGGCGCAGAAACUAUGUGUAUCUUGACUCCAUGUAAAUUUGUAACCUUGUACCUUGUAAGUACCUACCGCGUAUGUCCUUUUGUCUAGUGUUUAGGAAUUUGAGUACUGUGCCACCAUCUUACCAAAAAGAAGAAAGACCAGUGAAAUGUGUCAUCAUGCGGAGUAGAACAUGGCCUGAGGAUGGUACAGUUGUUUGUUGUACACCGUCAUGUUAUAUAACAAUGACUGAUGUUUUUUUAAUCUUCUGAUGCUAAUAAUGAAAGAAAGU
Gastrolobium bilobum is the source of this 1956-nucleotide messenger RNA. RefSeq lists its product as uncharacterized. Bases 383 to 1723 code for a protein of 446 amino acids. The transcript is spliced from 10 exons. Gene Ontology annotation, molecular function: protein binding. The record is from RefSeq and is a predicted model, not a curated record. Lineage: Eukaryota; Viridiplantae; Streptophyta; Magnoliopsida; Fabales; Fabaceae.